Messenger RNA from Engraulis encrasicolus (European anchovy), 10678 nucleotides. Its product is annotated as myosin heavy chain, fast skeletal muscle-like. Lineage: Eukaryota; Metazoa; Chordata; Actinopteri; Clupeiformes; Engraulidae. Gene Ontology annotation, cellular component: cytoplasm; myosin II complex; myosin filament. The record is from RefSeq and is a predicted model, not a curated record. Gene Ontology annotation, molecular function: microfilament motor activity; actin filament binding; ATP binding. The coding region runs from base 3810 to 9713 and encodes 1967 amino acids. The transcript has 39 exons. Gene Ontology annotation, biological process: muscle contraction.
CUACUACUACUACUACUACUACUACAAAGUACGAAUGAGGGAGCUUUUGAGUGACAGUUUACUUAAUGACAGACAAAUACCAUGUCAUAUAUCGCAAGGUAAUUUUGGAGCAUGUCCAUAUCAACAUUCAAUCUCAGGAGAUUAGACACACUCUUACAUGGGCCAAGUUUAGACCCUGUCACACAGCUACAUGCUUACUAGGCUGUUAAUGAUAGUGUUAUGAAAAGCCAUCAUCCCUCACAAUCUUUGCAUUGCAAGGAAAAAUUAACAGGUGAUGGAAAACCAUACCCUCCAGUCAGUGGCAGAACAAUUUCACACAGGGCCCCAGGGCAAGACUCUCAUAGGGCCCCCUAUACAGCUUGCCACGCUCACAAUAGGACCCCCACCAACAAUACAAGAGGGCCCUGGGCCCAGGGGCAAGUGCCCUGCUCGCCCUUGUAUAGCUCCACCCCUGCCUCCAGUAGUUUAAGACACACACACAAGAAAUCCACAAACGAAGCAUCAGGCAUCAUUGGAAGUGUAAACCACAGAUACAUUACUUCCAUUUCUGUUUUGCUGACCGUCUGUCAAACAACAUUACCCAUGUAAGGUAAAGCUUCAGGCCAUCCAUGCAUAAACUAAGAAAACAAUUAGUUUUUUUCUUUUUCUUAAACCUGUAUCCAGGACUCUGAACUUUGUAUCAUCACCAGCCAAAACGGCUAGUAGAUGUUAAUCUUACUAGCCAAACACACACUAAUUAUUGGGUCAAAGUGGCUAGUUAGUUGGUCUAUUGGUUAAAGGGACACUGUGUGAGAUUUUUAGUAGUAUUUCGAGAAUUCAUGCUUCCCAUUCAUUAAUGUUACCUUUUUCAUGAAUACUUACCACCACCAUAAAAUAAGUAUUCAUUAUGACGUAAAAAGGGGGAUCUUCUCUAUGGUCCGCCAUUUUGAAUUUACAGAAAUAGCCAUUUUCAGCUGCAAAAUGACUACUUGGACCAUACUAGAAAAUAUUAGUUUAGUACUUCGUAAACUUUCAUGAAAAGAUCAAAUUUGGCAAUAGGCAGCCCCGUUUCAAUUUGCAGCAUAGUUGCAGUACCCUUUUUAACCACUUCCUGCAGAGUGUACCUUUAAUUUAGAUCCCUGCCUGUAUCUGAUAAAUAAGAGUUUGUACCUUGGUUGGUUUGAUAGCACCAGUAGGAAGAUCCCACCAAACCCUAACCUGUUGAUUUUAAAGAGGAGGAAGCUUCUACCAUGCUACACUCUCCCACUAAAACAAGGCAAGUUAUGUUCCUAGUGAAAUGCUGGCAUUAAUAAACAUCACAUACAAUGUCAACUGAUAUCAAGUGAAGAGAUCAAUUCAAAUAACACAAUACUGUAUAUAGAAACAGUUCACACUAAAAAAAAAAUCUGAACAGAUUGAAAUGUAUGCCUCCUUGCAGAAAGUUAUUUUGUAUCAUACAGUACAUCUAAUUAAGUUAAAAAUAAACACUAAACAAAACACAAUAUGACCGACAGCUCUGUACUGUGAUUGCAGCUCCACGGUGUCGUGGCCUCAAUAAACAGGGGAUGUGCAGUGCUAUUUAAGCCUCCUUCCAUACAAAGCCUCCCUACCUUGCUCUGCUGCCCUAACAAUCUUCCUUAUUAGAGAGUGUGCAGAAAGCUAUAUUUGCAUGUUGUCCUUGUAAGCAAAUAUAUACAAUUGCUAGCAGCAGGGCCGCUGACAACUUUAGCUGGGCCCGAGACAAAGUCAUCUGAUAGGGCCCCCUUACCCAAUGCAUUCAAUGUAAUGAGGGCCCACUUAUGGGCCCCCAUCUCCCUGGGCCCGGGACAGCUGACCCCUUUGUCCCCCUUGUCUGCUUCCCUGGCUAGCAGUAUCAGCUAUAAUUUUAAUAGCUCAAUAGGAUUCCAUUGUUAUGCGUCAAUAACCUGAUGAAUAUUCCUAAAAACUUUUUUUUGUUUUUUUUUGGGAAGCACAUAUUGACUUUCAACCCAGUCCUAAAAAUAAGAUGUCACAUUCUAAAAGUGUUUAUUAAUUCCUGCGGGGGAAAAAAAAAUCUUCCAUUUUUUCCCAAAGAUAAGUUUUUUCUUUUUGUCAACUAAUUAGAGACAAAUUGAGGACAGCUGCUUGAAAUGGUGCAUGUUGAUAUUAGUUCGAUUGAACAGACAAUGUAUUACUUGAGUACUAGUUAUCAUGCAUAACUUAAACAACUAGCAUACAUCUAUAUAACAUAUAUACAAAUUAGCAAUUCAGAAGCACAGAGGUUUUUCUUAGCAACAGACUUUGAAUUUCCUUUCCAAAGAUGAAGUCUUCUCUUAUCACUUUCAAGAUCAGAACAGCUGCUAUUUUACUUCUUAGUUUUCAGGCGUCACAGGCAGGAAUUUGAAAGGCCAUGUUCGUGUGGUGCCAUGGCUUGACCAAUAUUGCAAAAAGUCUUGCAUGCACUGUUGUACUGACCAAGACCUUGUAUUUAUAACAAUGCUUAGCUUGCAUGGACCCUGAAACAUUAGACUAAUACUGUGUCUGGUAUUGUGCACAUCUUAAAAUGUAAUUAAGCAUCAAAGGGGUUAGCAAGUAAAGGAAUGACAAGAUGGAUAAACGUAGAAUUUAAGGUUUUUUUUUACAUCAAAAUUAAAUUAUUAUUAUUAUUGUUAUUAUUAUUAUUAUUAUUAUUUAAUUAAUUUAUUUAUUUUUACAUGCACCAUAUGAUAACGUGUGAAGAUGUCAACAAGGACAUGCCCAAAUGUAGCUACAUGGGUUGUUCUGCUGAGUGGCCACCGGGGCCUCUAUAUAAACAGAUGGGUGAGAGGCUCCUUCACACCAACUGCUGCCUAGGUGAGUGGCAUCCACUGGAGAGAGUUGAAGUGAUGCUUUCUUUCACUUGGGUCAGGGGCUACAGUAGAUGCUACCAUACAGUAUAUGCAUGAAGCUAAUUUUGUUAAUUUUGCAAACAAACGAUAAACAAAAUGUAUUGUAUUUUUUACAGAUCCUGGUCAUCAAAACAUCUAAGCUUCAGAUCUUGCUACUUGGUGUGGAAAAGGUUUGUGGAAAUUCUUUGGUUCAAAGAAAAAGAUGCAAAUGUAACAGUAGUUCCAAAUUGUAACUAGAUACAAACUAAAAACUAAUUCUUUCAGUAGUAUGGGCAAAGUCGUUUACGCCCUUGGUUGCUCUCCAUCUAACACAAACAGUUGUUUGUUCAACUACUUUCAAUUACCUCGGGAUGUCACAUCUGCUUUUUGAUCGGUUUCUUGAACUCGUGGGGUAUUUAUCAGGACCUAAUAGUUUGACUUACAUCCUAUUCUGGCAUUCUCUAAAGAACACCAGCAUCGCCUCGUAAGGAUUAUGUUAUGUUUUAAAAACAGCAGUAUGCAUCUAUUAAAUGAUGGACCAUCAGUGUUUCCCAACCUUUUUUGUCCUAUGUACCCCCUAAGUCAUGUUGUCAUAUGAAGAGUACCCAAUUCGUGCAUGCUCUAUAACUAUUCUGCUAUCCCAAAGUGGCUACACUCCAUGCAUUUGUUAUUAUUACAUUUCUCCACGUACACUGUGCCCCUUGAGGUGUGCUUGUGUACCCAUAGUGGUACACGUACUCCUGGUUGGGAAACACCGGUCUACAUCUAGAAGGAACUUGGCUACAAAAAUAAAUGUACCUUUAAAUAGAGGAGAAACACUAGUCAAUGGUAGCAGUGAAUCCUUGGGUAAUCUUGAAAAUAUAGAUUUUUAGUAGAAAUGUUUACUUUCAACACGACUUCUCCAUAACAGUGUGACCAGUCCACAAUACAGUGUAUGGCAGAUAUGGAAAAUGUGUUGUAUUUUAUAAUCAUUGUGAAACAUUAAUGACAUAUAUUUUACAAACUAAUGAGAGGAAACCUCAACCUGCCUUCCUCCUAGGUCACCAACUUGCCAUCAUGGGGGAUGGAGAUAUGGAGUGCUUUGGCCCUGCGGCCGUCUACCUCCGCAAGCCAGAGAGGGAGCGUAUUGAGGCCCAAACCAGACCCUUUGAUGCCAAAACGUCUUUCUUUGUGAUUGACAAAGAAGAAGAUUAUGUGAAAUGCACUCUGCAGAAAAGAGACGGUGGCAAAGCCACAGUGAAAACUCUGGAGGGUGAUAAGAGUAAAGAAGUGACGGUGAAAGAGGAUGAAAUCUUCCCCAUGAAUCCUCCAAAGUAUGACAAAAUUGAGGACAUGGCCAUGAUGACCCACCUCCACGAGCCUUCUGUGUUGUACAACCUCAAAGAGCGUUACGCAGCAUGGAUGAUCUACACCUACUCGGGGCUGUUCUGCGUCACUGUGAACCCCUACAAGUGGCUCCCAGUAUACGAUCAAGUUGUUGUUAAUGGAUACAGAGGCAAAAAGAGGAUUGAGGCUCCCCCCCACAUCUUCUCUAUCUCUGAUAACGCCUAUCAAUUCAUGCUCCAAGAUCGUGAAAAUCAGUCUGUCCUUAUUACUGGAGAAUCCGGUGCAGGGAAGACUGUGAACACUAAGCGUGUCAUCCAGUACUUUGCAACAAUUGCAGUGGCUGGAGGAAAGAAGGGUGAACAGACACAGCAACCUGCUAGUAAAAUCCAGGGGUCAUUGGAGGAUCAGAUCAUUGCAGCCAACCCUCUACUGGAGGCCUAUGGUAAUGCCAAGACUGUGAGGAAUGACAACUCCUCCCGUUUCGGUAAAUUCAUCAGAAUCCAUUUCGGAACAACUGGCAAACUGGCUUCUGCUGAUAUUGAAACUUAUCUGCUGGAAAAGUCAAGAGUGACAUUCCAGCUGUCUGCUGAGAGGAGCUACCAUAUCUUCUACCAACUCAUGACUGGGCACAAGCCUGAGCUGAUUGAGGGCCUGCUUAUCACCCAAAACCCCUAUGAUUUCCCUAUGAUCAGCCAAGGUGAAAUCACUGUCAAGAGCAUUGAUGAUGUGGAGGAGUUCAUUGCUACUGAUACGGCUAUUGACAUCCUGGGCUUCAACGCUGAUGAGAAACUGGGCAUCUACAAACUGACCGGAGCUGUGAUGCAUCAUGGUAACAUGCAUUUCAAGCAGAAGCAGAGAGAGGAGCAGGCUGAGCCUGAUGGCACUGAGGUGGCCGACAAAAUCGCCUACCUCUUGGGCCUGAACUCUGCUGACAUGCUGAAGGCUCUGUGCUACCCAAGAGUGAAGGUCGGAAAUGAGUUUGUGACCAAAGGCCAAACUGUACCACAGGUAAACAACUCAGUUUCAGCUCUUUGCAAGUCUGUAUACGAGAAGAUGUUCUUAUGGAUGGUUAUCCGUAUCAAUGAGAUGUUGGACACCAAACAGCCAAGACAGUUCUUCAUUGGUGUUCUGGACAUUGCAGGAUUUGAGAUAUUUGAUUACAACAGCUUGGAACAGCUGUGUAUCAACUUCACCAAUGAGAAACUGCAGCAGUUCUUCAAUCACACCAUGUUUGUACUUGAACAAGAGGAGUACAAGAAAGACGGUAUUGUGUGGGAAUUCAUUGACUUUGGUAUGGAUCUGGCUGCCUGCAUUGAGCUGAUUGAGAAGCCACUGGGCAUCUUCUCCAUCCUUGAAGAGGAGUGCAUGUUCCCCAAGGCCUCAGACACUACCUUCAAGGGCAAGUUGUAUGAUCAGCAUCUUGGCAAAACCAAGUGCUUUGAGAAACCCAAACCAGCAAAGGGUAAGGCAGAGGCCCACUUCUCCCUCGUGCACUAUGCUGGCACUGUGGACUACAACAUCACUGGCUGGCUGGACAAGAACAAGGAUCCAUUGAAUGACUCUGUUGUGCAGCUGUACCAGAAGUCAUCAGUGAAACUGCUCUGCUACUUAUAUGCAACCCACGCUAGUGCUGAAGCCGAUGGUGGUGGCAAAGGUGGCAAAGCUGGAAAGAAGAAGGGUGGCUCCUUCCAAACAGUGUCUGCUCUUUUCAGGGAGAAUUUGGGCAAACUCAUGACAAAUCUGAGGAGCACCCAUCCUCACUUUGUGCGCUGCUUGAUUCCCAAUGAGUCAAAGACUCCUGGUUUGAUGCAGAACUUCCUGGUACUUCACCAACUGAGAUGUAAUGGUGUGCUGGAGGGUAUCAGAAUUUGCAGAAAGGGGUUUCCCAGCAGAAUCAUUUAUGCUGACUUCAAACAGAGAUACAAAGUGCUGAAUGCCAGUGUUAUCCCAGAAGGACAAUUCAUUGACAACAAGAAGGCUUCUGAGAAGCUCUUGGGUUCCAUUGAUGUGGACCACACUCAGUACAUGUUUGGACACACCAAGGUGUUCUUCAAAGCUGGGCUGCUGGGUGUCCUUGAAGAGAUGAGAGACGAGAAGUUGGCAGCUCUGGUCACAAUGACUCAGGCACUCUGCCGUGCUUACCUGAUGAGGAGGGAGUUUGUCAAGAUGAUGGAAAGGAGAGAAUCUAUCUACACCAUCCAGUACAACAUCCGUUCAUUCAUGAAUGUGAAAACCUGGCCGUGGAUGAAGGUCUACUUCAAGGUGAAGCCACUUCUGAAGAGUGCUGAAACUGAGAAGGAACUUGCAAACAUGAAGGAGAACUAUGACAAAAUGAAGACCGACCUGGAGACUGCCCUUGCAAAGAAGAAGGAAUUAGAGGAAAAAAUGGUUUCCCUGCUCCAAGAGAAGAAUGACCUGCAAUUAGCUGUAGCAUCUGAAACUGAGUGUCUCUCAGAUGCUGAAGAGAGAUGUGAGGGACUUAUUAAGAGCAAAAUUCAGCUGGAGGCAAAACUCAAAGAGACAACCGAGAGGCUGGAAGAUGAGGAGGAGAUCAAUGCUGAGCUCACUGCCAAAAAGAGGAAACUGGAGGAUGAGUGCUCUGAGCUGAAGAAGGACAUUGAUGACUUGGAGCUUACCUUGGCCAAAGUGGAAAAAGAGAAGCAUGCCACAGAAAACAAGGUUAAAAACCUGACAGAGGAGAUGGCAACUCAGGAUGAGAGUAUUGGUAAGUUGACCAAGGAAAAGAAAGCCCUCCAAGAGGCACAUCAGCAGACUCUGGAUGAUCUCCAAGCAGAGGAAGACAAAGUCAACACUUUGACAAAAUCAAAGACCAAACUUGAACAACAAGUGGAUGAUUUGGAGGGUUCAUUGGAGCAAGAAAAGAAACUCCGCAUGGACCUUGAAAGAGCCAAGAGAAAGCUUGAGGGUGACCUCAAACUUGGUCAAGAAACCAUAAUGGAUUUGGAGAAUGACAAACAACAGUCUGAGGAGAAAAUCAAAAAGAAGGACUUUGAGAUAAGUCAGCACCUCAGUAAGAUUGAAGAUGAGCAAUCACUCGGGGCUCAACUUCAGAAGAAGAUUAAAGAACUUCAGGCCCGCAUUGAGGAACUGGAAGAGGAGAUUGAAGCUGAGCGUGCUGCUCGGGCUAAAAUUGAGAAGCAAAGAGCUGAUCUCUCCAGGGAACUUGAGGAGAUCAGUGAGAGGCUUGAGGAGGCUGGUGGAGCCACUGCUGCUCAGAUUGAGAUGAACAAGAAGCGUGAAGCUGAGUUCCAGAAGCUGCGCCGUGAUCUUGAAGAGUCUACCCUGCAGCAUGAAGCUACUGCUGCUGCCCUCCGCAAGAAGCAGGCUGACAGCGUGGCUGAACUGGGAGAGCAGAUUGACAACCUUCAGCGUGUCAAACAGAAGCUGGAGAAGGAGAAGAGUGAAUACAAAAUGGAGAUAGAUGACCUCUCCAGUAAUAUGGAGGCUGUGGCUAAAGCAAAGGCAAAUCUGGAAAAAAUGUGCCGCACUCUUGAGGAUCAGAUGGGUGAGGUUAAAGCAAAGGCGGAUGAAAACAUGCGUCAGUUUAAUGAUGUUAGCGGCCAGAAGGCAAGGCUUCAAACUGAAAAUGGUGAAAUUGGACGACAACUUGAAGAGAAGGAAGGUCUUGUCUCUCAGCUGACCAGAAGCAAACAAGCCUACACCCAGCAGAUUGAGGAGCUGAAGAGGCAGGUUGAGGAGGAAGUGAAGGCAAAGAAUGCCCUGGCUCAUGCUGUCCAAUCAGCUCGUCAUGACUGUGACCUGCUAAGAGAGCAGUUUGAGGAGGAGCAGGAGGCCAAGGCUGAGCUGCAGCGUGGAAUGUCCAAGGCCAACGGUGAAGUGGCUCAGUGGAGGGCCAAAUAUGAGACUGAUGCUAUCCAACGUACUGAAGAGCUGGAGGAAUCCAAGAAAAAGCUUGCACAACGUCUCCAGGAUGCUGAGGAGUCCAUUGAGGCUGUCAACUCCAAAUGUGCCUCCCUGGAGAAGACCAAACAGAGACUCCAGGGUGAAGUGGAGGACCUCAUGAUUGAUGUGGAAAGGGCUAAUGCCCUCGCUGCCAACCUUGACAAGAAACAGAGGAACUUCGACAAGGUCCUGGCAGAAUGGAAGCAGAAGUAUGAAGAGGGCCAGGCUGAGCUGGAAGGUGCCCAGAAAGAGGCUCGCUCUCUCAGCACUGAGCUCUUCAAGAUGAAGAACUCGUAUGAAGAGGCUUUGGAUCAGCUGGAGACCCUUAAGAGGGAGAACAAGAAUUUACAGCAGGAAAUUUCUGACAUCUCAGAGCAACUUGGUGAAACUGGUAAGAGCAUUCAUGAGCUCGAGAAGGCUAAGAAGUCAGUGGAGACUGAGAAAUCAGAAAUCCAAACAGCGCUGGAAGAAGCAGAGGGCACACUUGAGCAUGAGGAGGCCAAGAUUCUUCGUGUUCAGUUGGAGCUCAACCAGGUGAAAAGUGAGGUUGACAGGAAGCUGGCAGAGAAGGAUGAGGAGAUGGAGCAGAUCAAGAGGAACAGCCAGAGGGUGAUUGACACCAUGCAGAAUACUCUAGACUCUGAGGUCAGGAGCAGAAAUGAUGCUAUGAGAGUCAAGAAGAAAAUGGAGGGAGACCUCAAUGAGAUGGAAGUUCAGCUCAGUCAUGCCAACCGCCAGUCAGCUGAAGCUAUAAAGCAGCUCAGGAAUGUCCAAGGACAGCUCAAGGAUGCCCAACUGCACCUUGAUGAUGCUGUCAGAGGACAAGAUGACAUGAAGGAGCAGGUUGCCAUGGUGGAGCGCAGGAAUGGCCUCAUGGUGGCUGAGAUUGAAGAACUGAGAUCUGCUCUGGAACAGACAGAGAGAGGCCGCAAAGUGGCCGAGCAGGAACUGGUGGAUGCCAGUGAGCGUGUUGGACUGCUGAAUUCACAGAAUACUAGUCUCAUCAACACAAAGAAGAAACUGGAAGCUGACCUUGUCCAGAUUCAGGGUGAGGUUGAUGACAUUGUUCAAGAGGCCAGAAAUGCGGAGGACAAGGCCAAGAAGGCCAUCACUGAUGCGGCCAUGAUGGCUGAGGAACUGAAGAAAGAACAGGACACCUGUGCUCAUCUGGAGAGGAUGAAGAAGAACCUGGAGGUCACUGUGAAGGACCUGCAGCACCGCUUGGAUGAGGCUGAGAACCUGGCCAUGAAGGGUGGAAAGAAACAACUCCAGAAACUGGAGUCUAGAGUGCGUGAGCUGGAAGGUGAAGUUGAUGCAGAACAAAGACGUGGAGCUGAUGCUGUGAAAGGCGUCCGCAAAUACGAAAGGAGAGUCAAGGAACUCACCUACCAGACUGAGGAGGACAAGAAGAAUGUCACCAGACUGCAGGAUCUGGUGGACAAACUUCAGAUGAAAGUCAAGGCCUACAAGAGACAGGCUGAGGAAGCUGAGGAGCAGGCCAACACUCACCUGUCCAGGUUCAGGAAGGUGCAGCAUGAGCUUGAGGAGGCUCAGGAGCGUGCUGACAUUGCUGAGUCCCAGGUCAACAAGAUGAGGGCCAAGAGCCGUGAGGCUGGAAAGUCCAAAGACGAGGAGUGACCGGUGAAGAUUUACAGUAACAACAAAGGACUCAUAUAAUAUGAAUUCUUUAAUAAAGCCAUCUAAGCACUGAAUAUGAUUUUUUUUAAAAUUCACUUUCCAAUGUAUCUUACAUAAUGAUUAUUUUGUUCAAAACACGUGUUUUAAAUGUUAAAAUCUAUGAGGUUUACUGCUGAAAGGAAAUCUUGCUGAAUGGUACUGAACUUAUUUGUGAUGCAUUUUUGGGGAUAGCAUUUAUAAGAUAACAAUAUUGUCAAAUUGUGCACAUCCUCCAGUCUGUGUAUAUUUUGGUAAUUGGAUGUUCCCUUCAUGAAUGGGAAUUAGGAAACAAAAAACUACUGAUUGAUUUGAUUUCGUUUUUGAAGCCCAAAACCAAUAAUUGAAUUACACAAAACUCUUCUUUCAUUUUCAUUUUUAAUUCAAAGUCAACAGGAAUGAAAAAACACAGACCAAAAAGUCAUAUAGGUCAUACAGGAGCGUAUUUGACAGCAAGAAGGUCCGUGUACUUUUUCGUUCAUUCAUUAUUCUAUUUUGGAAUGAAAGAUGAAAUUAAAAAAGGGUGCAACUUCUUGUUUUGUUUGGAAAGUUUACUGUCUGACUCGCACCAGAAAAGCUCUAGCUCUCUAGAGACCAUACGAGACAUAAGCAAAGAGAAAUAUAAUAGAAAAAUAAUAGAAUGAAAAACACAUCUUUUUGCCAUGUGCUGGUUUAGCAAGUCUAUGCGCAGCACAAGUUUAUGGUCAGUUUCUUGGAGCGUGCAGUACAUGUGCCUUUUUCAAUUAGAUUUCCUACAUGGACUUUACUUUACAAACGGAUUGCAAAAAAGUUGGGACACUUGAUAUUUUGUGAAUUAAAGCAAAAUACUUUAGAAAAAAAGAGGUAUCGUACACCAAUAAAGUCUUUCUUGAGGUGCUGGCUUCCUGAGCAUACAAAUGUUAAAGAAAAUGAAAAAAAUGCCGCACACU